Molecule: messenger RNA, 315 nt
Organism: Phytophthora nicotianae INRA-310
Lineage: Eukaryota; Oomycota; Peronosporomycetes; Peronosporales; Peronosporaceae
Exons: 1
Coding region: 1-315 (104 amino acids)
Biological process (GO): carbohydrate metabolic process
Molecular function (GO): carbohydrate binding; isomerase activity
Source: RefSeq, a predicted model, not a curated record
AUGGUAUACUCCUUCCUGUUCAAGUCGACAGUGCUGGUGUCGACCUUGCUGGCAUCGCUCGGUGUUUCCAAUGCUGAAUUGGAGACUGUGAAACUCACGCACCCCACCGGAUCCAGCGCAGAGGUUUUCCUUUUCGGGGCGCACGUCAAGUCAUUCCGUACUGUAUUCGACCCGGACCUCGACAUUCUGUUCAUGUCCAACCAGUCGCAUUUGGACGGCGUGAAUCCGAUUCGUGGUGGUAUUCCAGUUGUCUUUCCCAAUUUCGGCAGUGCAACCGGCUUCCCCAGUCACGGCUUUGCCCGCAUCACUAACUGA